AUGCUUCCCGAAGUCGCCUCCACUUCCCCCACCCGUCGCCUCCACUUCCCCCUCCCAUCGCCUUCCCUUUUCCUUCCCGUCGCCUCCACUUCCCCCUCCCGUUGCCUCCACUUCCCCCUCCCGUCGCCUCCACUUCCCCCUCCCGUCGCCUCCAGUUCCCCCUCCCGUCACCUCAACCUCCCCCUCCCGUCACCUCAACUUCCCCCUCCCGUCGCCUCCACUUCCCCCCCCCCGUCACCACAAGUUCCCCCUUUCCCCCUGUGUGGUCCAUUUCCCCCUUUGCUCGCCCCUUCAUUCCCCUGCUCACUCCCUUGCCCCUUGAACACACUCUUCCCCUCUGCUCACUCCCUUGCUCCCUGUGUGCUCACCCCCUUCUCCACCCUGCUCACUCUCUUUCCCCCUAAUCUCACCCCCUUCUCCACCCUGCUCACUCACUUUCCCCCUUUUCUCACCCCCUUCUCCACCCUGCUCACUCUCUUUCCCCCACUGCUCACCCCUUUCUACACCCUGCUCACCCCUUUCUACACCCUGCGCACUCUCUUUCCCCCUUUCCUCACCCCCUUCACCACCCUGGUCAUUCUCUUUCCCCCUUUGCUCACCCCCUUCAACACACGGCUCACUCUCUUCCACACUUGCUCACCCCCUUCUACACCCAGCGAUCUCUAUUUCCCCUACAAACACCCUCCCUGUCCCCCAGUCCUACCCUCCCUUUCCCCCCCUCCACCUCGUCCUUCCCCGCACUACCCUUUCCUUUCCACCACACCCGCCCGUCCAAUCCCCCACUUCCCCCGAUCCAAUCCCCCACUUCCCCCCAUCCAAUGCCCCACUCCCCCCCGUCCAAUCCCCCACGUCCCCCCGUCCAAUCCCCCACGUCCCCCCGUCCAAUCCCCCACGUCCCCCCGUCCAAUCCCCCACUUCCCCCCAUCCAAUGCCCCACUCCCCCCCGUCCAAUCCCCCACGUCCCCCCGUCCAAUCCCCCACGUCCCCCCGUCCAAUCCCCCACGUCCCCCCGUCCAAUCCCCCACGUCCCCCCGUCCAAUCCCCCACGUCCCCCCGUCCAAUCCCCCACUUCCCCCCGUCCAAUCCCCCACUUCCCCCCAUCCAAUCCCCCACUUCCCCUGGUCCGCUUUUCCCACAGCACUAGGGCCACACCACCUUUCCGACCGUGCGUGCCCUCCUAUCUUGCAGCGACCCAUUUCAUCCUAG
Molecule: messenger RNA, 1206 nt
Organism: Closterium sp. Naga37s-1
Lineage: Eukaryota; Viridiplantae; Streptophyta; Zygnematophyceae; Desmidiales; Closteriaceae
Source: the annotation of a GenBank genome assembly